Messenger RNA from Gastrolobium bilobum, 2943 nucleotides. Its product is annotated as pentatricopeptide repeat-containing protein At1g18485. The record is from RefSeq and is a predicted model, not a curated record. The transcript has a single exon. Gene Ontology annotation, biological process: RNA modification. Lineage: Eukaryota; Viridiplantae; Streptophyta; Magnoliopsida; Fabales; Fabaceae. The coding region runs from base 1 to 2940 and encodes 979 amino acids. Gene Ontology annotation, molecular function: zinc ion binding; RNA binding; protein binding.
AUGGCUUGUGUGGCGCCACAACCUCUGUCAUGCCAUUACCAUCGAAAACUCACCAUUCAACAAAGAACCACUUGGGCAUGGAACAACAUAAAACCCUUUCCUUCAUUUACGAUUCCAAAAUUAUCAUCCCCUUCUCUCACAACACACAAAACGGACUCACCCACUUACUCUCAGUCACAGUGCCAUGUACCUUAUCUCCAACGCUUACGCAAUCUCUGCGACGCUGGGAACCUCAACGAAGCCUUCAACUUGCUUCAAUCACAUUUCCACAACGGCGUCGUUUCCUCUUCAGAAGCAAUUAGUGUGUUGCUACAAGCCUGUGGGCACCACAAAGACAUCGAGCUUGGCCGAAGAGUGCACGCUAUGGUCUCUGCGUCCUCGCAGUUCAGCAACGACGUCGUUCUCAACACCCGCAUUAUCACAAUGUACUCCAUGUGCGGUUCACCCUCGGAUUCACGCUCCGUUUUCGACGCGUUGCAGAAAAAGAACUUGUUUCUUUGGAACGCGCUUCUCAGCGGGUACACCAGGAACGCGCUUUUUCGCGACGCGAUUUCCCUGUUUGUUGAGUUGCUUUCCGCGACGGCGUUCGCGCCGGAUAAUUUCACGUUGCCUUGUGUAAUUAAGGCGUGCUCGGGGCUCUUGGACGCGGGAUUGGGGGAAACGAUUCAUGGGUUUGCGUUGAAGAUGGGUCUUUUAUCGGAUGCGUUUGUGGGUAAUGCUUUGAUUGCGAUGUAUGGGAAAUGUGGGUUUGUGGAGAGUGCUUUCAAGGUGUUUGAGAGUAUGCCGAAGAGAAACUUGGUUUCGUGGAACUCGAUGAUGCGUGGGUAUUCUGAGAAUGGGCUUUUUGAAGAGAGUUAUGAUUUGUUUAAGGGACUGUUGAAUGGCGAGGAAGCUUUGGUACCUGAUGUUGCUACCAUGGUGACAAUGUUACCUGUGUGUGCAGCACAAGGUGAAGUGAAAAUGGGGAUGGUACUUCAUGGUUUGGCUUUGAAACUGGGCCUUAAUGAGGAACUCAUGGUGAAUAAUUCCCUCUUGGAUAUGUAUUCGAAAUGUGGUUACAUAGGUGAAGCACAAGUUCUGUUUGAUAUGAAUGGUGACAAGAAUGUUGUAUCUUGGAAUUCUAUGAUUGGGGGAUACUCUAAGGCGGGAGAUUUUUGUGGAACGUUUGAGCUGCUGCGGAAGAUGCAGAUGGAAGAGAAGUUAAGGGUCAAUGAGGUGACCCUGUUAAAUGUUCUGCCAGCUUGUUUAGAAGAGCUUCAUCUACUGCGCUUGAAAGAACUUCAUGGUUAUUGUUUUAGACGUGGAUUUCAGAAUGAUGAAUUGGUGGGCAAUGCUUUUGUUGCUGCCUAUGCAAAAUGUGGUUCACUGGUUUAUGCUGAGCGUGUAUUCCAUGGUAUGAAGGCUAGAACAGUGAGCUCUUGGAAUGCACUGAUUGGCGCUCAUGCGCAAAAUGAUUUUCCAAGAAAGGCUUUAGACUUGUACCUUCUGAUGACAGAUUCUGGCUUAGAACCUGAUUUGUUUACAAUUGGUAGCCUUCUUUUAGCUUGUGCCCGCCUGAGAUUCCUACACUAUGGCAAAGAGAUUCAUGGUUUUAUGUUGCGUAAUGGUUUAGAAUUGGACAAUUUUAUUGGGAUAUCAUUACUGUCACUUUAUAUUCACUGUAACAAAAUGUUACCAGCAAAAUUAUUUUUUGAUAAGAUGGAAAACAGAAGUUUAGUAUGCUGGAAUACAAUGAUUACUGGCUUUUCACAGAAUGAACUUCCUUGCGAGGCCCUUGACACAUUUCGGCAAAUGCUUUCUAGUGGAAUUCAGCCUCAUCAGAUUGCCAUAAUGGGUGUUCUGGGGGCAUGUUCACAAGUGUCAGCAUUGCGGCUGGGGAAAGAAGUUCACUCUUUUGCACUGAAAGCUCAUCUCACGGAGGACAGCUUUGUUACUUGUUCAUUAAUAGACAUGUAUGCAAAAUGUGGAUGCAUGGAACAAUCUCAAAACAUUUUCGACAGGAUAAAUGCAAAAGAUGAAGCAUCAUGGAAUGUUAUAAUUGCAGGAUAUGGAAUUCAUGGGCAUGGACUGAAGGCUACAGAGCUGUUUGAAUCAAUGCAAAGCUCAGGGUGCAGGCCGGAUUCUUUUACGUUUAUAGGAUUGCUAAUGGCCUGUAACCAUGCUGGCUUAGUAACAGAAGGGAUAAAAUAUCUUGGUCAGAUGCAGAGUUUGUAUGGCAUAAAGCCAAAAUUAGAGCAUUAUGCAUGUGUGGUGGACAUGCUUGGCAGGGCAGGACAAUUGAAUGAAGCUUUAAAGCUUGUAAAUGAGAUGCCAGAUGAACCAGAUUCAGGGAUAUGGAGUUCAUUGCUCAGUUCCUGCAGGAAUUAUGGGGAUUUGGAUAUUGGGGAGGAAGCUUCCAAAAAGUUAUUAGAGUUGGGACCAAAAAAAGCUGAGAAUUAUGUAUUGCUGUCAAACCUAUAUGCUGGAUUAGGAAAAUGGGAUGAGGUGAGACAGGUGAGGCAGAAGAUGAAGGAGAUUGGCCUUCUAAAAGAUGCAGGAUGCAGUUGGAUUGAAAUAGGAGGAAAGGUUUAUAGAUUUCUUGUUGGUGAUGGAUCACUUUUGGAAUCAAAAAAAAUUCAGCAGACUUGGAUUAAAUUGGAGAAAAAAAUAAGCAAAAUUGGAUAUAAACCUGACACGAGUUGUGUGCUUCAUGAACUGGAAGAAGAGGAAAAGAUUAAGAUACUGAAGAGCCAUAGCGAGAAGCUUGCAAUUUCUUUUGGUUUAUUAAAUACGGCUAAAGGUACAACCCUGAGGGUUUGCAAAAAUCUACGCAUUUGUGUAGACUGUCACAAUGCGAUUAAAUUAGUAUCUAAGGUUGCUGAAAGGGAGAUUUUUGUAAGAGACAACAAGCGCUUUCAUCAUUUCAAAAAUGGAUUUUGUACCUGUGGAGAUUAUUGGUAGUUG